Lycium barbarum (goji berry) is the source of this 2572-nucleotide messenger RNA. RefSeq lists its product as uncharacterized. Lineage: Eukaryota; Viridiplantae; Streptophyta; Magnoliopsida; Solanales; Solanaceae. The coding region runs from base 602 to 2272 and encodes 556 amino acids. The record is from RefSeq and is a predicted model, not a curated record. The transcript has 2 exons.
CGACUAAUCGAGAAUAGCAUUUAGAAAUUUCACUUUGGAGGUAAAACACUUUCUACUGAAGUUGACUGCAUUCAUAGGAUAAUGGAGAAAAUCUUUGAUCACUUAGGUGAACAUAUUGUUAUCAGAUAAAUUUUUAUUUAAUUCAAAAAAAGAUAAAAGAAAAAAACUUCUAUUUAAUAUCCUCCAUCGAGCAUGGUUUCCACGAAAACAAUUAUCUGCCGAUUAAUUAUUUGUUUCCAUUAUGAAAUCAUUUGAUGCCUUUGUCCUCUCAGGCUCCCAAAAUACAAAUAUUAAUUAUAACAAGAAACGAAUAGUACUAGAAAAACAGUUGUAAUCUCUAGAUGCUUUUUCUUUAAAUGUCAUUAAUGAUCAAACCAAGGCUAAUUUUUCAAAUUGAGACAAUCCAUAUUUACAGAAUCCAAACAAGGUUCUCUAAAUCCUUGAAAACUCCACAACCAGCUGUUCCCUACACAUUAAAGAAAAAUCAUCCCUUAAAGACCCUUUAGUCUCUACAAAUACUGUAAAAACUCACUUCCAUACCUCUCGAACCAAAUGCGAAAAAACGUUGUGUUAAUUUUGUCCAUUAAUCGAAAGCUCGAGAAUGGAAGAAAAUGGAGAAAACACUUGUGAUCAGGUGGAACAAGAACCAACAUUGAAAAUCCAGAAGGAAGAAGAGGAGGCAUAUAGAUUGUAUACAGGGAAUCAUGAAGAGAAACCAACUAAAACUGAAGUUCUUGGUUGGUAUUUGUAUGGAAUGUGCUCUUAUUUUAUUCACACAGUUUUGAUUCCCAUUGUUUUUCCUCUCAUCCUCAGCCAAACUGUGUCCUGGCCAUCACAGCCGCAACAAAGUCUUGUCAAGAAUGCCAGGGGCCUCGAGUGCAGACCGAGGGAGUUACAGCUGUAUGAAAUGUUAACGAAUCAUAAAAUGAAGGUCUCCGUUGUUGAAUUUUCAGCACUGGAGUGGACUUCAGUUUCUUGGCUUAUAGGCCUAAUUCUGGCUGCACCAGUUCUUGGAGUUCUAUCCAUCCACCUAGACUACGGCAGGAAGCAACGGUUCAUUUCUGCUGCAGUAACAGCCGUUGGAGCUGUGUUCUGCCUUCCUGCUGGAUUUUUCAAGACUAGAUGGAUUUUUCCACCUUAUAUCGCGGCUGUUGUUGCAGCCAACACAAUAGCCGGAGCCUGCCAUGCCCGUCACCUUGGCUUAAUGGUUCGCGGACUUGUUGGUUCACAUAUCCGAAAAAGCCAAUUCCCGGAUAGAAGAGCUGUGGCUAGUUGGCUUUCUCUUCAUUCCACUGCUGCAGGCUGCUUAGGUGCUGCUCUAAUCUCUGCUUUUACUUACCAUAUGCUCGGGAAAUCUGAUGACAGCUUCACUAGCUUGUGGGUUGUCGCGAUAUUUAGUGGCCUAACAUGGUUCAUUGGAAUUGUUCAUAUUAUAAGCACAAAUAGACCUGGUCCUAAUGCAAAUUUUCCACCAAAUUCUGUUUCGAAAACUCAUGUCUUGUCCAUUUUCAAGUACCCUCAUGCAACUGGAAGCCUUGCUGGAGUGUUCCUUUCGUCUUUCACAACAAUGUGCAUAUUCACAGGAGGAACUUUGUAUUCAAUCGGAGCCCUAUGUGUAACGCCGGUGAACAUUUUGUAUAUUUGGCUGACCUAUUUCAUAUUCCCUUUGAUUUCUCUUCCAUUGGCUCAUCCACUGCAGCUAAUCAUGAGGGCUGAUGCUGUGAAAAUGCAGCUUCUUGGGUUCUUGUUAUCAGCAGCUGUUUCUGGAUUCGGAUUUUAUUAUCACCAUCAUAAUUGGAAUAAGGUUCAUAUACUUAUCUUUGCUGCAGUUCAGAGUAGUGCAACAGGGCUUUUGCAUGCAUUUGGAAGAGUGCUUUGGUUGGAUUGCUCACCAGCAGGAAAAGAAGGUGCUUUCUCAGUGUGGUUCUCAUGGAUGAGAGCUUUAGGUACUUGUGCUGGUUUUGCACUUGCAUCAGCUUUCCCUGGAAACAUCAGCAAAUCAUUUGGAAUAGCAUUUUGUGCUGCAAUUCUAGGGAAAAUUAUCCUCAUUUUUGGGAAUAUCAGUAACUUUGCAGGAGCUAAAGCUGCUGGACAUGUGAGAGAGCAUAGUGAAAAAGGAUCACCAAUAACGUUGGGUGCAGGUGCUAAAGCUGCUGGACAUGUGAGGGAGCAUAGUGAAAAAGGAUCACCAAUAACUUUGGGUAGUGGUGUUGAAGGGAACACACCUUUGUCUACAGAAGUCCAAGAACAAGAAGUGAGAGUUCAACUAUAGUUGCUUUCCCUUCUCUUCUUUGCUAUGUUGCUCGGACUCUUCAAAAAUGUUGCAGCACCCGUGUCGGAUCCUCUAAAAAUGCAUUACUUUUGGAGAAUCCGACAAGCACCCAUCGACAUUUUUUAUUAGUCCGAGCAACAUAGCUUCUCUGUCCUUUUUCAGAAAUUGCUGUUGGAUUAUUUUAAAAUAAAUUACUUCCAUCUUGUUCAUGUACCUAGGAAACUUUUUACCCACACCUUUUUAUGUGUCAUGGAUUUUGGUUUGAAAGCUUCAUUCUUUUCUUGUGAACAGAGAACAAAU